This is a messenger RNA of Sardina pilchardus (European sardine), 6334 nucleotides long. It is a transcript of the gene greb1, whose product is annotated as growth regulating estrogen receptor binding 1. The record is from RefSeq and is a predicted model, not a curated record. Gene Ontology annotation, biological process: multicellular organism development. Bases 130 to 5919 code for a protein of 1929 amino acids. The transcript is spliced from 33 exons. NCBI's taxonomy places the organism in Eukaryota, Metazoa, Chordata, Actinopteri, Clupeiformes, Clupeidae.
CCACAAGUAGCCUAGUACCUAUGUGUCCGAGCCUGUCCGCGGCGCGUUGUGGAGAUAUGUAGAUGAUUUCUUUAUCUAAAAGAAAUUACCGAAGGAUAACUGCGUGGUGUAUUAAACUAUUUCAAGGACAUGGGGAACUCGUACGCCGGGCAGCUGCGGACCACUCGGUUUGAGGAGGUGCUGCACAGCUCCAUCGAGGCGUCCCUGCGCUCCAACACCGUCGUGCCCCGACCCGUCUUCUCCCAGCUCUACCUGGAGGCCGAGAACCACCCCGCCUCACAGAAUGCAGGGCGGGCAGAAAAUGAGGAAGAUGAUGAGGAGGAUGGAUCUGAGUCCAACAGCCCCCCCAUCCCAUACCAGAUGAAGACCCCACCUGAAGGAAGCUGCACAACAGAUGGCUUCUGUCAGGCAGGCAAGGACCUGAGACUGGGCUCCAUAGCAACGGACUCUCUGGACGUCCCCCCCGGCUUCCUGUUGGUGGGCGCCAAGUCGCCCAGCAUUCCCGAUCACAUCCUGGUGUGCGCCGUGGACCGGAGGUUCGUCCCGGACGAGCGAGGACACAAUGCACUUUUAGGUUUCGCAGGCAACUGCGUGGGCUGUGGGGAGAAGGGUUUCCGCUACUUCACCGAGUUCUCCCACCACAUCAACCUGAAGCUCACCACGCAGCCCAAGAAGCAGAAGCACUUGAAGUACCACCUCCUCCGCAACGCACAGGGCCAGCUGCUCAAGGGCCCCCUCAUCUGCUGGAAGGGAAUAGAUAAUCGAGUGAGACAGACGGGUCCGGUCGGCCUCGCAGGAGCCAACGGCGGAGAGGACCACUUAAACGGCCCCCACCCCACAGAGACACACACAGCCUCCGGUCACUCUGCUCUCAGCACGGCCAACUGCACAGAUCCGGUAGGUCCGCUGCAUCUGCCAGAGAACCCCCAUGCGUUGACCAAUGGGAAUCACUGCCCACCGUCCCAGCAUGCUUUGCAGCAGCCCGGCGUGGCGGCGCAUGGACGACCCUCUGUAAUAGGUACAAUCACUAAUGCGGGUCCUCCGAAGAAGAGACACAAGGGGUGGUCACCCGAGUCUGCGUCAGCAAACGACGCAGCUGCAAAGGCCGUCUCCACUGCGGCUACUGGCCCCAGAUCAGACAAUGGAGUCCCGGUGAGUGUGUCCCAGGGGUCCUCGCCGCCCCUGGCCUCAGGGGAGUCCGUCACAGUGCCUGAGAACCUGGUGCAGAUGUGCAAACUGCAGCCCGUCAUCUUCAAAGGUCAUGGGAACCUGCCGGUCCUGUGUGGGAACACGGCGGAGGUGCAGGUCAGCCCUCUGCUGCAGGCCUGCUACAGGAACUCCCAGGCCCUGCCGCGCGUCUACGAGCAGUACGGCGCCGCCCCCAUCCAGCCGCUCUCCACCGAGAUGCAGAUCCUCCUCACCGUCUACUACCUGGUGCAGCUUGGCUCUCACCAGAUGCCCCUGAUGGAGGACCUGGAGCAGAUCUUCAUGCGCUCGUGGCGCGAGUCGCACCUGACGGAGAUCCGCCAGUACCAGCAGACGCGGUCACCCCAGGUCACCACGGUCACCACGCCGCAGCUGCCGGGCCUGGCGCAGCCCCUGACGCCGUCGCAGCUGCCCUGGCUGGCGCGGCUGGCGGCCAGCUCCUGCGGGGACGGCGUGCUCGUGCUGGACACCGCCGCCUCGCUCGCCGACGGACUCAGGGACGCCUUCCGGAGGCUGGUGGACGGCAGGCUGGCCCAGACCAACUACGUGGUCAUCAUCUGCAUGGGCAAGAGCCAGGACAUCGAGUCCUGCGUGGUGGUCACAGGUAAGCACCAGACCAGGGCUCUGGCCGAGAGCAUGCUCUCCCCUGGCGACAACCUGAAAGAGAUCAGCUAUGAGGUCUACUCCGGGAUGACCACAGAGCUCAGAGCCUACUUCAACUCACUGGGACCUGAUGGGGCCAUGGAGAGCUUGCUGGAGAAAGCCAGUGCGGAGAGCAGCGGUCACUCCUCUCUGUCCAGCAGCCAGGAGUCAGCUGGGGACAGCCCCAAACCCACAUGCUCAGAGUACCAUGCGGAGUGGCACGAGAUCCGUGCCAUCCAGCUGGCAGUGGCGCGGAAGCUGCUGUCCCACGUGUGCGCCAUCGCCGACUCCAGCACGCAGAACCUGGACCUCGGCUCCUUCGACAAGGUCGAGUUCCUCAUCUGCGUUCCGCCGUCCGAGGUCACGUUCCAGCAGGUCAUCCUCCACCUGUGGAACUCAGGUGUUCUCCAUGAGCUGGGUCUGGACCAGGAGUGCUUGUCCCUGAAGCAGGUGGAACAGUACGUGGUCAAGCUGGACCAGGACGCCGUGGAGAAGAUUGACAGCCUCAUCCAGAAGUCGAAGAUGAACCCUUACACCCUCUACAUCCUGGUGCAUGAUCAUGCCCACUGGGACCUCAGCAGUGCCCACUACAGUGGAGGAGGCGGUUCUCGUGAGGGCCUGGUGGACAGUUUGCUGAACUGCCGUCAGAUCCGUGACGCUUCGAACAUCCUGACGCUCCACGUCACCUCGUUCCCCUUCGCCCUGCAGACCCAGUACACGCGCGUCAGCCCUUACAACGAGAUCCACUGGCCGUCCACGUUCAAUAACGACGUUGACCUGUACCAUGAGAAGACCAAGUACUUUGGCAUCUCAGAGCUGCUGGAGUCCACGCACACCGGAGCUGGCCUGCCUCUGCUGCGCUUCGACAGCUCCUUCGAGAACAUGGCCGCCGCCGUGGAGGACAGGUUUCCUAAGCUGCACAGUGCAGUGAUCCGCACCCACAUCCUGAUCCAGCAUUACUCGGUGGCCCUGAUGGUGGCGUCGGGCCAGUCGCACCUGCAGAAGCACACCUCCGUGGAGACGCUGGAGAUCGUCCAAUGCCUGCUCAGCUCCGCCCAGCGUUGCCCCAGCAACCACGGGCACAUGGUGCUCCUGCGCGUGCCGUCCCCGGCGCUGGCGCUCGUCACGCAGCAGCGGCUCACGCACGUCCGGGACAAACUGGGCCUGCACUACCAGUUCGAGGUCGUCCUGGGCAACCCCACCUCCGCCCUCUCGCUGGGAAAGCACUUCCUGGAUCAGCUCAAGGUGUGGAUGAAGGUCCAGGACCCCGACUGGACUCCGCGGACGUACCUGGAGCUGGAGGCGUUGCCCUGCAUCCUCAUCCUGACCGGCAUGGACCCGCUGGGGGAGUCGCUGCCACGCUCUCUGAAGUACUGUGACCUGCGUGUGGUCAGCUCGGCGUACCUGCAGCGGACCCCCCUGGAGCAGGAGCUGGGCCUGGCCGCGUACCUGGUCAAGGCGGGGGCCCGCGACCCCCGCGACCCCCACGACCCCAGGGUGCCCACCACCGGCAGUGACCUGUCCGAGAGCGACCCCGAGAAGCUCAGCAGCACCGACAACGAGGAGGAGGAGGUGGUGGUGGACGGCGAAUCAGUCCCCUCCGGGACCGCUAAAGCCCUCAUCUGUCUAAAGAGGAAGAAGGUUGACUCCCACGACUCUGAGAGCUCCUUGGUGUCCUCCAGCACCUCAAUAAACAGUGAUCUUCCCGGCAUGGAUCCCCCCCCCCCUGCAGCCUCUCAGCACUCCCAGUCAGACGGCUCCAUCCUGGACCCCGAGAAGCCCCAGCCUCCCCCCCAGCUUCUCCCCGACCCCCGCGACCCGACCCGGGCCGGCCCUGCCCCCGCCACCGCCCCCCCCGCCACCACCACCGGCGCCGCAACGGCGGCGGACCCCUCCAGCGGCCAGCGGCGGCCGUCCAAGUCCACGUCGUCGGGCUCGUCGUCGACGCGGGCCUCGGCGCUGCGCCAGCGGUGCUCGUGGGCGCGGAACCUGAAGCGGCCGCCGGUGGUGCUGCUGCCGCGGGCGGCCUACGAGGUGCUGACGGCGCUGGACGCCAGCGGGCUGCCCAAGAGCACGUCGCUGCUGCCGCACCCCUCCGUGGAGUGGGCCAGCUCCUUCCGCCCGCUGCUCAGCAAGAUCAUGACCUGCACCGAGCAGUCGCUCUACUACCGCCAGUGGACCGCGCCCCGGCCCAACCACAUGGACAGCAGCAACCGGGCCGCCGAGGGACGCAACGACAACUUCCACCCGCGCAGGCUGCUGCUCAGCGGCCCGCCACAGGUAGGGAAGACGGGAGCAUACCUGCAGUUCCUGGGCAUCCUGUCCCGCAUGCUGAUCAGACUCAUGGAGGUGGACAUCUACGAUGAGGAGGACAUCAAUUGCAGUGAAAAGCUGCCCCUGGUGCAGUACCACCAGGCGGGGGUGUCGUGGCCCAGUACGGAGAUCCUGCGGAGCAUGUGCUUCGACUACACCAUCCACGACCCCAAAUACGAGGGCAUCAGCCUCAUCUACUCCCCAGAGCACACUCCCACAGAGGACGGUAACCCACGGCGACAGGAGGAUGUAUACCUCCGCAGACGCACCUCACGCAUUAAGCUGUCCAAGUACGCUGCCUACAACACCUACCACCACUGCGAGCAGUGCCACCAGUACAUGGGCUUCAACCCGCGCUACCAGCUGUACGAGUCCACUCUGCACACCUUCACCUUCUCGCACCUGCUGCUGGGGGAGGAGAUCCAGCUCUACUUCAUCAUCCCCAAGUCCAAAGAGCACCACUUCGCCUUCAGCCAGCCCGGGGGACAGCUGGAGAGUCUCAGGCUGCCAGUCGCAUCAGACUGGAAUCCUGACUGUAUAAAGAGCCCCAUCUUCACCCCCACCACCGGACGCCACGAGCACGGCCUGUUUAACCUCUACCACGCCAUGGACGGAGCCGCGCACCUCCACAUCCUGGUCAUCAAGGAGUACGAGAUGGCCGUCUACAAGAAGUACUGGCCCAACCACAUCAUGCUGGUGCUGCCCACCACCUUCAACGGAGCCGGGAUCGGUGCGGCUCACUUCCUGAUAAAGGAGCUGUCCUACCAUAACCUGGAGCUGGAGCGGAGUCGCCGCGUGGAGCACGGCAGCCGCGCGCAGGACGUCUGGCCCUUCAUCAUCCUCGCCGACGACUCCUGCGUCAUGUGGAACGCCCUGGACGUCGACCCCAAGAGUGGUAGUAUGGGCACAGAGAGGAACGUGUCCCUCAAGCAGGUGCUUCAGCACAUGGAGUCGUCUGCCGACAUCACGCAGUACGGCCUGUGCGGCCUCCGGAAGUGGUCGAGUCGCUACGGCAACCAGACGGGGCGCCACCGCGAGCCCUUCUCACGCGGACACCUGCAUGACUUUCUGUUGCUCAACGUGGACCUGACGCAGAACGUCCAGUACAACCAGAAUCGAUUCACGUGUGACGAUGUGGACUUCAACCUGAGGGCACACAGUGCCGGCCUCCUCGUCUGUCGCUUCAACAACUUCAGCGUCAUGAAGAAGCAGAUCACCAUCGGAGGCUAUCGCACCUUCAUCGUUAAGACCAAGAUGACGGACGUUCCGACCACGGUGCAGCCGUCCCAGUACAUCUGCGCGCCGGACAGCAAGCACACCUUCCUGUCCACGCCGGCCCAGCUGCUGCUGGAGAAGUACCUGCAGCACACCAGCCACAAGCUCUUCCCCCUCAGCGCCCACAGCUACGGCCACCCCGUGCUCUCCGUCGACUGCUACCUCAACCUGGGCCCAGAGGUGACGGUGUGUUUUGUCAGCUCCCGACCCCACUCCAUCAACCUGAGCACCACAGACCUGCUGUUCGGUGGCCUUCUGCUCUACUUCUGCGACUCCUUCGUCACGCCCGGCUUCCUCAAGAAGUUCCACUUCCUCAAAGGAGCCACUCUGUGUGUUAUCUGUCCCAAUCGCAGCUCCUUGCGUCAGACGGUGGUGCGUCUAGAGUUGGAAGACGAGUGGAGGUUCCGUCUCAGUGACGAGUUCCAGACAGCCAAUGCCAAAGAAGACCAGCCCCUCUUCUUCCUCACGGGCAAACACAUAUAAUCCCUCCUCUCCCACCUUCCUCACCAGCAAACACAUAUAAUCUCUCCUCUCCCACCUUCCUCACCGGCAAGCACAUAUAAUCUCUCCUCUCCCACCUUCCUCACCGGCAAACACAUAUAAUCCCUCCUCUCCCACCUUCCUCACCAGCAAACACAUAUAAUCUCUCCUCUCCCACCUUCCUCACCGGCAAACACAUAUAAUCUCUCCUCUCCCACCUUCCUCACCGGCAAACACAUAUAAUCUCUCCUCUCCCAUCUUCCUCACCGGCAAACACAUACAGUAUAAUCUCUACUCUCCCAUCUUCCUCACCAGCAAACACAUAUAAUAAUCCCUACUCUCCCAUCUUCUAUAGACAAACACAUGUAAUCCCUGUACUCAUAUCUUCUUCCUCACAUGCAAACAUACUGUAUCUAAU